This is a messenger RNA of Ostrinia furnacalis (Asian corn borer), 2963 nucleotides long. It is a transcript of the gene Neto, whose product is annotated as Neuropilin and tolloid-like. Bases 573 to 2753 code for a protein of 726 amino acids. Gene Ontology annotation, molecular function: protein binding. The record is from RefSeq and is a predicted model, not a curated record. NCBI's taxonomy places the organism in Eukaryota, Metazoa, Arthropoda, Insecta, Lepidoptera, Crambidae. The transcript has 15 exons.
ACCAGGAUAUUGAGGACUGCAGCGGAGACGUGAAUCGUGUGAACAAAAUUUGUGAAAGUAGAAAAUCUCGAGUGUUCAGUGUUCACGUAGAAUUUAGCAAACCAGUGUAAAUUCAGUGAAACCAUAUUCUAAAUUAAAAACCUAAAGCAAAACUAGUGUAAACAAGUAAGUAGAUACCUAAAUUUUAAAAGCUUCGAGUGUGCAAAAAAAAAACAGUUUCAAAAUUCGAGUGCGACAAAACAAAAACCAGUGCGUGAAUUUUAAAACGAAACAAAAGAGUGCGUUAAUAUUUAAAUUUGAAUAAAAAAACAAAGCCAGUGCGUAAAUUUGAAAUUGGAAUACGAAAAUCAAACAAAAAGUGAGCGCAUAAUUUUGAAAUUCGAAUACAAAAACAAAAGACAGUGCGAAUGUUCGUCACCCGCGUAAAUCAACAGAAGACAAUACUCAGUGACAGUGACACUGGCAGCCAGUGGAGUAGUGAAGGGUUAGGCGGAGUAGUGAUGUGCCAGUAGUGUUGGGAUUGAUGGUGUUGCCACAAAUGCGGGCGAGCGGCCCGGGAGGCCGGCAGGUCAAUGACAUCGCCGGCACUGACUGUGCUGUUUUUAGCACUUGUGACGUCCACCCUUGGCGUAACAAUCGGGCGUACAGCUGAUUAUGACAACAUCCCUGAAAGCAUGAAGACGAGCAAAUUAGCAAAUAAACCAAACAUCAGAAACAUGGAAACCUCUUGGACCAAUGUACAUAAUAGGCUAAGUAGACAACAAUUAAGCGAUAAUGAUAUUGUACAUAAAUACGAUGAAAUUUAUAAAGAAAACGAAGAUCUUGUUAGUAAUAAGCAAGUAAAUUUGAAAAGUACAGAUGACAAGAUGGGUGGUGUGAGAAAUUUUGCUGAAACUAAAGUAGGUUAUGGUAAGAAGUAUGAUGGUGCUAGAAAAUAUUCUAAAGGGAAGAGAAGAGUGAAGAGAGAGGAUGAUCCAUGUGAACCCUUCAGGUUUAGGAACCCUGAACAGCAGCAGAUUACGCAUCCUCGCAAUAAGAACAAUACAGACACGUAUGCGGGUGGGAUGAACUGUAAUACUACUAUUCAAGGUCCAAUAGGAACUGUAAUCGAACUAACAUUCGUAGACAUGUUUCACAUAGAGGAUCACCCAGACUGCAUCUACGAUUAUUUAGAAAUCCGCGAUGGUGCGAAAGGAUAUUCGAAAGAGAUCGAGACACUCUGCGGCCAUCAGUUCCCUCGUCAGAUCGUGACCACCGGGCCCUUCGCGUGGCUCAAGUUUGUGUCGGAUGACACCAUCGAGUACGAGGGGUUCAGGAUCAAUAUCGCGUUCAGACAGGAGCCUAAAAGUCAUAUAGUCCCAAGUGACUGCUACAACGAACCAAUAAAAGGCAUGCACGGAGAAAUAGGCAUUGGUAAAAUCAAACCGUCAUGUUUAGAAGAAAGCAAAGGACAGGCGCUGGACGUGCUAUGGACAAUAAAUACGCCUGAAAAUACCAAGAUCUACCUCAAUUUCACAAGGUACGAACUUGAAUUCCCAAACGAGUGUGAAGAAAACGUCAUACAGGUGUUUGGAUCAGUAUUAGAGUAUCACGCUAAACUAGCACAAUACUGCGGCUCCGUCGCCAACUCCGUUACAAGCUUGGGCAACGAGAUGUACAUUCGAUACUUCGCUUCGUUGACUGCCAGGGCGGCGAAGAAGGGAGGUUUCAACGCCACCUUCACCGCCUUUAGAAGCUUGAAUCCUAAUAAGGAUGAUAAAUGUGACGCAGAAGAGGAAUUCGACUGUGAAGACAACACCUGCAUAGCAGCCGAGCUACAGUGCGACGACGUCGCCCACUGCAGGCUGAAGACUGAUGAGGACAAGGACUUGUGCAAGUUAGAGACCACUUCCAUGAUCAGCCAGCCGCACAUCAUGGUGAUCCUGGUCAUCUUCUGCCUCAUCCUCUCUGGGAUGAGUUUCAUCUUCCUCUUCAAAUGCAUACGGAAGCUGUAUCAGGACCAUAAAAUUAUUAAGGAGAUCCACGAAGCUACAUCGCAGGAACACAUCAGGCAGUCCUGCGAAGACCGACUGGACAGCCUGGUAGGCAGCCGGCUGACCCUCGACGCUAAACGGCUCCAGAGUGACAGCGAACCCCGCGCCAGCUUGGAGAGGGAAAACCACACCAAUGAGAUGGUGAAGCGGCAGAGAAGCUUCUCAAAACACAAGCCAAGCAGCAUCGACUCGGACUUCAUUCCAGACGUCCCCUUAGACCCUGAAGACGAGCCCUGGAGGAGAUCAGUAGACCAGGUCCCAGUCAUCACUGAGAACGUGCGAAUAGAGCACAACGGGAGAACGAGACGGAGCGACACUAGCAAGAAGGAAGAAUCCGUGCGCAGGAGUGUAAGAGAGAGCGAGGAGAGCAAAGCUAGGGAAAGGAAAGAGAUACGAGAUGUUUCUGUUGGGGCACCUGAUACGAAGGAAUCCGGAUGUCAGACGAGGGAGAGUCUGUUCCAGACCGAAACGGCGCCGAGUUCUGACGGUUCAGGCAGCAACGGCCCCGGGUUCUCCACCUUCGGCUACUCCGGCGCAACCAUCGCCAGGCCCUCGCCUCCGCAGACAAAUACCUCGGAGAUCACCAUCGAGCUGCUCAGCCAAGUGCCUCCGCACCAACCUUCGAAGUCUCAUAAGAAAAUGUCUGACCGUCGCCCGAUGAGCGCGGAGACGACUCGGUCCGCCCCUGACGUCAUCAUAGUCUCCAAACCGAUUCGCUGAGGGUGACCUUUGGGGCCCCCUCCGUGGGCCCCAACCCCCCCUGAGUCGUGGGCCUUUGAGCCUCUCCGGGAGGCACGGACCUGCCCUGAGGGGUCCCACACGCCCCACUACUGUCUCGAACAUUUCUCCCGGAGCAUGACGUUUGACAGUGACGGCUACUACAGCCAAUACUUCAACGAAGGACCAAAGUUAAUCUACGAUUAUUGCUUG